Trichechus manatus latirostris (Florida manatee) is the source of this 3718-nucleotide messenger RNA. RefSeq names its product transient receptor potential cation channel subfamily M member 6. Gene Ontology annotation, cellular component: apical plasma membrane; plasma membrane. Gene Ontology annotation, biological process: monoatomic cation transmembrane transport; metal ion transport. The record is from RefSeq and is a predicted model, not a curated record. Gene Ontology annotation, molecular function: monoatomic cation channel activity. Lineage: Eukaryota; Metazoa; Chordata; Mammalia; Sirenia; Trichechidae. Bases 892 to 3501 code for a protein of 869 amino acids. The transcript is spliced from 20 exons.
AACAGGAUGUCCUUUUCUAGUAACUGCUCUUUCCUGAUGAUAUGUCCAAUGGAAGCGAGCCAAAGUCUCGCCAUCAUCGCUUCUACGCAGCAUUCAAAGUUAUGUUCUCCCCAUUUUUCCAUGCUGCUAAUUUCCAGAACGGGGAGAACUGAUUUCAAAAGGGAGCUGAAGUUUUUAGACUUUAGCAUGGUUAGGAAGAGAAACAGGGCUGGGAGAACAGAGAUGCUGCUAAUGGUAUUUAUAAAACUUUGGCAUUUUAACACAAACGAUCUGAAGGAUAAUCCACAUUUCAACAUAGAGCACAGAAAUGAAAAGUAAAAGUAAAACCUUUUAUAACAAUAGUUUAGUAAUGGCAGCCACUAACGCAGUUUGCAGGGAUUCUAAAUACAUUAUUUAAAACACAGAUGUUGAAUUCAGCGUGCUAAACGCCAGCUCAGCAGGCGGCAAUGCACUCACAAUGCAUGAGCACAGGGUUAAUAAGCCGAUCCCCCCACAGCUAGAGAACUCAAACAGAUGACGACAGGGGUGUUAAUCAUUUCCUUACCAGGCAAUCUUAGUCACAGGUUCCUGCUAAAAGUGAAAUCACCCCUCUGGUUUACAUUUAAAAACUUUUCACUCAGUUCAUGUUGCGAUUUCUCCCUUCUAGGUUAAGCACAUGGAAAUCUGCUGGGCAAUUCUGUUUUCAGCACCAUUUCCAUUUGUUGCUCCCACAAGGUGGGGUUUAUCUGAUAGCGCAGUGGAUGGAAACUUCAGAAUAAAAUUAAAUGGCUGAAGGCUGAGCAGAGUUUAUGCCGGCUGUGGUUAUGAAGAGGGGAGAACAUCGUAUCCACUGUGUUUUGAGCAAUGGAAUGUUAAUGGGGGAGCAACUGACUUACGCUGGACCCGAAAGUCAUGGAGCUGGGCCCGGACAUCUUGUCCCAGAAAUCCUGGAUUGAAGGAGUAUUCGACAAGAGAGAAUGCAACAAAGUCAUACCCAGCUCAAAAGACCCUCAAAGAUGUACUGGAGAGUGCCAGGUCUGCCAGAAUUUAGUCAGGUGUUAUUGUGGGCGAUUGAUUGGAGAGCAUAAUGGAGUAGAUUAUCCCUGGAGCGUCUCAGCUGCCAAGAGUGAUGAAAAUGAACAAUGGUCUGUUGAAAAGCACACGACAAAAAGCCCUACGGAUAGCUUUGGCACUAUUAAUUUCCAAGAUGGAGAGCAUACCUACCAUUCCAAGUAUAUUAGAACUUCUUAUGAUACCAGGCUGGAUCAUCUGUUACAUUUAAUGUUGAAAGAGUGGAAGAUGGAACUGCCAAAGCUGGUGAUCUCUGUCCACGGGGGUAUCCAGAACUUUAAGAUGCCAUCCAGACUUAAAGAGAUAUUCAGCCAAGGUUUGGUCAAAGCUGCAGAGACCACGGGAGCAUGGAUACUGACUGAAGGCAUUAAUACCGGCGUGUCCAAGCAUGUUGGGGAUGCCCUGAAAGCCUAUUCCUCGCAAAAAAUCUGGACAGUUGGAAUCCCUCCUUGGGGUGUCAUUGAGAACCAGAGAGAUCUUAUUGGAAAAGAUGUGGUGUGCUUGUACCAGACUCUGGACAACCCCCUCAGCAAGCUCACCACACUCAAUGGCAUGCACUCACACUUCAUCCUGGCUGAUGAUGGGACUGUGGGCAAGUAUGGAUGUGAAAUGAAGCUCAGGAGAAAUCUGGAAAAAUACCUAUCUCUGCAGAAGAUACACAGCUGUACAAGACAAGGUGUACCCGUGGUGGGUCUGGUGGUGGAAGGAGGCCCCAACAUGAUCCUCUCAGUGUGGGAAACUGUGAAGGACAAUGACCCAGUGGUGGUGUGCGAAGGCACAGGCCGAGCUGCUGACCUCCUGGCCUUCACCCACAAACACAUAGUGGAUGAAGGGACUCUACGUCCUCAGGUGAAAGAGGAGAUCAUCUGCAUGAUGCAGAGCACUUUCAACUUUAGUCUAAAACAGUCCAAGCACCUCUUUAAAAUUCUAAUGGAGUGUAUGGUACACAGGGAUUCUAUUACCAUAUUUGAUGCUGAUUCUGAGGAGCAACAAGACCUAGAUUUAGCAAUCCUAACAGCUCUAUUGAAGGGCACAAAUUUAUCAGCAUCAGAACAAUUAAAUCUGGCAAUGGCCUGGGGCCGAGUGGACAUUGCCAAGAAGCACAUUCUAAUUUAUGGACAACAUUGGAAGCCUGGCUCACUGGAACAAGCAAUGUUAGAUGCUUUAAUGAUGGAUCGGGUAGAUUUUGUGAAACUCUUAAUAGAAUAUGGAGUGAACCUUCAUCACUUUCUUACCAUCCCCCGCCUGGAAGAGCUCUAUAAUACCAAACAAGGACCUACUAAUAUGCUCUUACAUCAUCUUGUCCAAGACGUUAAACAGAAUAUCCUUUUCUCAGAAUACAAAAUCACACUGAUUGACAUUGGAUUGGUAAUAGAAUACCUCAUUGGUGGAGCAUAUCGCAGCAGCUACACUAGAAAAAAUUUCAGAAUGCUGUACAACAACCUCUAUAGAAAACGCAAGCAGACAGUGACCAGCUUUGCUCAAAGACUUUCUCAGCCCUCCCUUCACCAGAGAUGGACCUCAGGAAACAGGAAAGAGUCUGUGGAAAGCACGUUGCAUUCUCAAUUCAUUAGAACCGCCCAGCCUUACAAACUCAAGGAAAAGUCUACAGCCCUUCAUAAAUCAAGGAAGAAGUCAAAAGAACAAAAUGUGUCAGAGGACCCUGAGUCUACUGGCUUUAUUUACCCUUACAAUGACCUGCUGGUUUGGGCUGUGCUCAUGAAAAGGCAGAAGAUGGCCAUGUUCUUCUGGCAACACGGCGAGGAGGCCACGGUUAAGGCUGUGAUUGCUUGUAAACUCUACCGAGCAAUGGCCCGUGAAGCUAAGGAGAGCAACAUGGUGGAUGAUGCCUCUGAAGAGUUGAAAAAUUACUCAAAACAGUUUGGCCAGCUUGCCCUGGACAUGUUGGAGAAGGCAUUCAAGCAGAAUGAGCAAAUGGCCAUGAAGAUGUUGACAUAUGAACUCAAGAACUGGAGCAAUGCUACCUGCUUGAAACUGGCUGUGUCUGGAGGAUUGCGACCCUUUGUCUCACAUACUUGUACCCAAAUGCUACUGACUGACAUGUGGAUGGGGUGCCUAAAAAUGAGGAAGCACUCUUGGUUAAAGAUCAUCAUAAGUAUUCUUUUACCGCCCACCAUUUUGACAUUGGAAUUUAAAAGCAAAGCUGAGAUGUCCCAUAUUCCGCAGUACCAGGACUACCAGUUUACACGGUAUUAUGGUGACCAGAACCCCAGCAGUACCAAAGAAAGUGCUUGUGUGAAAGUCUCUGAUGUGGAAAGGGGCACAGAUAAGAAACUAGAUGAAAAUAGACACUUUGAUUUAAAGAGUGAACCCCAAAGCCUCCCAUGGACCAGGAAGUUCUACGAGUUCUACAGUGCUCCGAUCGUCAAGUUUUGGUUUCAUACGGUUGGUCUUAUUGCGAUGAUUAUAUACAGUAUUAAUGACAAUUAAUGAUAAUGUUGGUAAUGAUAUCAUUGAUUUUCCAAUUUGUGAUUAAAAAUAUAGAGGCGUAGUAAAAAAAAAAUUGGAAAGGAUGAGAAAGGAGGUAGAAAAAGGAUUGGAGGAAGAAGCAGAAAGUAUAGAGUGGAAGAUCUCCUACUUUGAGAGUGAAAGAACAAGUAUUUUCUUCUUUGUUGGAGUACUUAGUGUUAGCCCAGCUGGGACUGAG